Molecule: messenger RNA, 384 nt
Organism: Cervus elaphus (red deer)
Lineage: Eukaryota; Metazoa; Chordata; Mammalia; Artiodactyla; Cervidae
Gene: UCN2
Product: urocortin 2
Exons: 2
Coding region: 43-384 (113 amino acids)
Biological process (GO): hormone-mediated signaling pathway; cellular response to nutrient levels; digestion
Cellular component (GO): extracellular region
Molecular function (GO): corticotropin-releasing hormone receptor 2 binding; hormone activity
Source: RefSeq, a predicted model, not a curated record
UGGCACAGCUCACCCCAGAGGAGGCUGCUACUGCCUGACUACAUGAUGACUAGGUGGGCUCUGCUCACGCUGAUGGUCCUGACAUUGGGCAGGACCCUGCUUGUCCCAGCAACCCCCACCCCAGGCUCCCAGCUCCUCCCUCAGAACCUUCCCCAGGCCACUGCCUGCCCUGUGACCUCGGAGAGCCCCUCAGCCAGCACCACGGCACCCUCCGCUGCGUGGGGCCACCCCAGCCCUGACCCCCACCCUGGCCCCCGCAUCGCCCUCUCGCUGGACGUCCCCCUUGGCCUCCUGCAGAUCUUACUGGAGCAGGCCCGGGCCAGGGCUGCGAGGGAGCAGGCUGCUGCCAAUGCCCACAUCCUCGCCCAGGUCGGCCGCCGCUGA